Molecule: messenger RNA, 1467 nt
Organism: Stegodyphus dumicola
Lineage: Eukaryota; Metazoa; Arthropoda; Arachnida; Araneae; Eresidae
Molecular function (GO): DNA binding
Source: RefSeq, a predicted model, not a curated record
AGAAAAUAGAAUCGGAUGAAAAAGGUAGUUAAAAUCAUUUUUGAAAAAUUUGCAGCAGAAGAAGACGUUGCAAAGGUAAACAUGUCUAGUAGUACCUUUGAAGUAAAAGAUACUGAAAAUGAAAAAGUCAUUGGUUUUGGCCUGGAAAAUUGUGACGAAAAUGGUAUUACAAUGGCUACUCAAGUAGAUUCUGAGCUACCUAAAGAUCACACUUACACAAAAGAACCAGAUGUUUUAGAGGGUGACCUUACAAAAUCUUCUGAAACUACUGGAAAUCAACUGGACGGUGCUGAGGAUCAUGCCACAGCUGAGAAACCUAGAGCAUCUAGAGGUACAAAAGCUCAGAAAGUGACCAAAAAAUUAACUAGCAAAGCUAAAUCGAAGUCUCCAAAGAAAAAUGCAUCUUCAAAAAAAAGUCAAACAAAAAAAGAAGUUCUGAGUCAUGAAGGCAAUACAGUAAGUGAAGUUGUAGAUGAAGAGAAAAGUAAUGAAAAGCAAGGACCAGUUGCAGAUGAAGAACAGUCAAAAGCAAAAAGAAAAAGUCGGAAAAGAAAAUUUGAAGAGAAAGAAAAUGUUCUUGAUCAUUCAAUUGUUGAGGAAGUUGAAAAUAUAUCAGAAGAAGCAAUAAAUAAUAAUUCAAGUGAUGAAAAUGCUACUAAAAAGAAAAAUGCAGCUGAUGCUGAAGAAGCUACUAAAGCAAAGAAGGUUGCGAAAGCAAAAAAAGUGUUAGCAAGUGAUGGUGCUGAAGAUCAGCAUAAUUUGCCGAAAGGCUGGGUGCGGAAGACUGUGGUACGAAAAUCUGGCAAAACUGCUGGACAAGUUGAUGUAUAUAUAUACAGUCCCGAAGGGAUAAAAUUUCGUUCAAAACCAGAUAUUGCUGCAUAUUUAGCAAGGACAAAAUCUCCAUUGAAAUUGGAUGAUUUUAGCUUCAGCAAGAAAUUAUCUGACAGUUCUUCAGUGAAACCAGCUGUGAAAAAAGAAAAACUGCCGUCUAGUAAACUAGCAUCGCCUGCUAAAAAGAAAGCCAAGCAGUCAGUUGCCUCUCCAAAAAAGAGUCCAAAACUUUUGGUGAAAAUAAAUUUUGCUGGAAAAUCUAAACAGAGAAAUGUUAAAAAAAGUGCAGAAAAAGCAAGCAAGUCUCCAGUAAAAGAAAAGUUAAAUUCAAAUUAUGGAAUGCUUUCCCCGAAAAAUGGAAAAGUUGCAAAGCUGCCUCAGCUGGAUGGAAAAACUUCUAAAGAAAAAUCAGUGAUUAAAGAGCCAUGUAUUGUACUGGAUAACAGCCUUAAAAAAGUGACCAGUGGAAGCACAGCUGCAUCUAAAAGAAAAUCGCUGCCUCCUCGACGUCUAAUAGAAGAGGAUAAUAGUCAUGAAAUACCAUCAUCUCCUCGUAUGCAAAAUGCCAAUAUCAGCCAUAGUCCUGCUCGACAUAAAAGGAAAUCAACACCUCCAAGUCGUUUAAUACCUGAG